AUGAUCAUACAGAAUAUAGGGAAUGCAGCUAAUAAUAGACAGAAUAACAGAAUUUAUAUAAAUAACACUAAAUUGAGAGAAAUUCGCUUACAAAUUUCGCAAUUAGUCGUUAUAGAAGCGAAUUCUUCCUUCAUCGUUGGAUCUGCAUGGCCAAGUAACACCGAAGACGAAUUGAUUGGUGUACAUACACCCUUAUUCAAUCAACUAGGUGUUAAUCAACCUACUAAUGUAGAAAUUCUGACUGACUUGUCCAAACUCAACCUUAUCCCGAUAUCUUCCAUUUCAAUAGACACGGAUUUACAGCUCGAUGAUAGGCAAUCUAGAUUGCUGCAAGCCUUAAUAAAAGAUUUCCUCGUUGAGUUGCGUUUCUUGAAGCCCGAAUUCAAGUUCUCUCUUCAUUUCAAGUCUAAGCUGAACCAUUUCAAGGUUUUAGACCUGGAUACCGGCCUUUCGACCCUUGCACUCAAUGACAACAGAAGAGCAUAUGAAGUGACACCCUCGACGACCAUACGUCUUAACUCAUCCACCCAGAACGAGUCUCUGACAUCACAAGCCACGUUGAUAGAACCAUCCACAGAGAGACCCCUCAUAGGUGGUCUGUCCAAGCAGAUCAAUGAGAUAUCUGAUUUGAUUGGCUUACCGCUCAAUUACCCGGACUUAUUCACCCGAUUUGCGGUCAAACCACCGAAAGGUCUCCUCUUACAUGGUCCUCCAGGUACUGGUAAGACGCUCCUUGCUCGUUCCGCAGCUACAAUUUUGAGUUUGCCAAUUCUUCUCGUAAAUGGACCCGAGUUGUCUUCAGCAUACCACGGCGAAACCGAAGACAACCUCCGCAAAGUAUUCACACACGCUCGAUCACUCACACAAAACAAGGGCGUUAUAGUAGUUAUAGAUGAGAUCGACACUCUCUGUCCUAGUCGCGAUGGCGACGGAAGCACAGGCGAAGUUGAGAAACGUGUUGUCGCGACGCUACUCACAGAGCUCGACGGGAUGAAUAACGGAAAGGAUACUAACUCUCCAAGCGUUUUCCUCAUAGGUACGACAAACCGUCCUAAUGCACUCGAUAGCGCACUUAGACGACCAGGGCGUCUCGAUCGCGAAAUUGAAGUAGGAAUCCCCGAUGCUAGUCAACGCUACGAGAUACUCACAAAACAAAUAAAUAGCAUGCCACGAAAUGUAACCGCCGAGGAUAUUCACAGUGUUGCUACAAAGACUCAUGGAUUCGUUGGUGCAGAUCUCUCAUCAUUAGUCCGAGCAGCUUCCACGCGUGCAAUCAAGCGUUCUAUAGAGGAAAAAACUGAUGCAUACCUUCAAGUUCAAGAUCUUGUCGACGCCUUGCCGCACAUCCGUCCAUCUGCAUUGCGGUCAGUCCAGCUAACGCUCCCUGAGACUCGCUUCAGCGAUAUAGCAGGUCAGGAGCACGUCAAGAAGUCUCUCGAGCAAAGUGUCAUCUGGCCUCAAAGACAUGCUGACACAUUUGUAAGGCUCGGCCUGACCCCACCUCGUGGCGUUCUCCUUUACGGUCCUCCGGGAUGUUCGAAGACACUCGCAGCGAAAGCCUUAGCGGGUGAAAGUGGCAUAAACUUCCUUGCUGUUAAAGGACCAGAACUGCUUGAUAAAUUCGUGGGUGGUUCCGAGCGCGCUAUCAGAGAUAUUUUCGCGAAAGCAAGAGCGGCUGCUCCAUCUAUCAUCUUCUUUGAUGAGAUUGACAGUAUCGCCAGUGCACGUGAUGACAACUCUUCUACUACCUCUGGAAUGGUCGCAAGUAUGCUUAAUGAGAUGGACGGUAUAGAGGAACUCAACGGUGUAACUGUCCUGGCUGCUACAAACAAACCGCAAGUUAUAGACCCUGCUUUGAUGCGUCCCGGCCGACUGGAUAGGAUAAUAUACGUCGGACCUCCUGAACAAGAGGCUCGAAAGCAGCUCUUUGCACUACGCUUGGCCAAGAUGACAGUCGAGGAAGGUAUAGAUCUUGACGAAUUGUCGAAGAUGACACAAGGAUGUAGUGGUGCAGAAAUAGUCAGUAUCUGUCAAGAUGCUGCAAUGAGGGCAAUGCAGGAAAGUCUCAACGCUGAACAUGUUAAGAAGCAACAUUUUAUCGACGCGUGCUGGGCAGUCAGACGCCGGAUUACGACUGAGAUGCUAACCAGUUUCGAAUCAUGGCGUGAUCAACAAGCAGCAGUCAUGUAA
Molecule: messenger RNA, 2190 nt
Organism: Wallemia mellicola CBS 633.66
Lineage: Eukaryota; Fungi; Basidiomycota; Wallemiomycetes; Wallemiales; Wallemiaceae
Product: AAA-domain-containing protein
Exons: 8
Coding region: 1-2190 (729 amino acids)
Cellular component (GO): cytoplasm
Molecular function (GO): ATP binding; ATP hydrolysis activity
Source: RefSeq, a predicted model, not a curated record